Messenger RNA from Poecilia reticulata (guppy), 3541 nucleotides. NCBI's taxonomy places the organism in Eukaryota, Metazoa, Chordata, Actinopteri, Cyprinodontiformes, Poeciliidae. The record is from RefSeq and is a predicted model, not a curated record.
UUGGGGAAACGAACAAAAGCAUGGCUGUGUUUUGUAGCAGGAAAUAAAACGUAAUGGUAAACUUUAUUCAGGUUUAUUCUUAGUCUUCUAUGCAUUUAAGAAACUUGUGAUUAUUUUUCAUUGAUCAAAAGGAAGAAGUGCCUCUUCCAACACUAAUGUUUUAACAUGCAAAUGAUCUCUUCUUUAUCAAGUUCUAACAUUAUGCAAAUCUAACCUCAAGCCUGCAAAACCACACACCAUAGAUUUUGCUAUGAUAAAGCCGAACUACAAAGGUUUGUGAUGAACUGAGAGCACCUCAAAAAUCUGUGAUACUAUCAAAAUACAAAUAUCUAUUAUUUAAAAGGGGCAAAAUUAUUUUUGUUGCAUUUGUUGAACUUUCCUACAUUGUUUCAUUACAAAUAUUCAUUUAUGCAUUUUAUUUGGAUUUAUGACAGACAUAGACAUAGACUAUGUCACAUAAAUGUCACAUAGAAGGAAAGUAAUGCAUGCUUUUAAAAAAUCUUUUACAAAUAAAAAUGGCACCACUUUGUGUCGAUAGUACAACACAUAAUAAGAGCAAAGUAAGAUAAUUUCUUGUUACAUUACUCACACAUUCGGGUGCAAUUUUAUGAGAUGUAAAAGAAACUUAAAGUGUUAGAAUAUUUUUACUAGACUAAUUCUUCAUCUCCAGUCCAUUACCAAAGUUAAGCUGUCAAAUUCUUUUUCACUCCUGGAAAUUGGAGCACUUGCAGAUUUAAAUGUCAUAUACUGACUUGCAGCAACUCCGUAUCUCAGGAUCCCUGCUGCAUGGCUGUUUGAUGCACAGAGCUUUAGGGUUGCAUCUUAGGGGAAAUGCGUUGCUGAUAUUUGGCUGAAGAUGAACCGACCCGGCUCGAGUCCAGCUGAGUACUUCAAGAUUGUUCUUAAGUAUCUAAUCUAAAGCAAAUACUAUGUCUGAAAAACAGAUCUCUCCUACGAAGUUUAAUGAAAAAUUCUCCCAAAAUUCAAAGCUGUUAGGUCUAGAGUUAAAUAUUUUAAUUAAUUCAAUUGUUUAACUAAUAUAAUUUGUUUCUAGAUUUCUGCUUUGUGGUACUAAUAUGUGGAACAGUUCAUAAUGUUCUGUAUUUACCUGUAUGGGAUCACAGAUUGGACUUGAUUUUUAGAUUUGACUUCAUUUGAAGGACAAAUAAAAUUUUAAUUAAGCAGUUUCCUGUAGCAGUAGUUUAUAGAAAAUGGUAUCAUCUUUGGUCACAUAAUUGAGCCAAUGCAGUGAACUUCAGUUCCUUAUUCAUUAUAAUUAGUAAUUCCGUUGUUGUUUUCUGUUCUGUUCUUCUAAGAAUAUUCUUUUCUGUGUGAGUUAAAAAGCCUAGGUAAUCCUCUGGCUGUCAUGGUGUGAGGUCAUUUGUAUAUUUAAAGCUUAAUGAGAGGUCUUACCCAAACCAAUACUUGUUUUGCUUGUCAAAAGUAACAUUAGAGCUGAAAAUAAUAGGUGCGUUGACCUCUAAAUCGUUUUAUAAUGAACCGCUUUGCCAAAUGUUCCCCACACCUGCUGCUACCUGCCACUUACAGGAGACAAACACAGUGUCAUGCAUACUUUUCCUUCAAAUUUAUGUGGACUUGAACAUUUCCAAGCACAUGACAACGCAGGAAAUUUUUUUUCCCUUCUCCUUUUCAAAUUUGUCAUUUGGAUAGUAGUCAUCAGAUUGUUUGUAAAUUGCCAUACAACCCGUGCCUAGGCUGAGACCAACCCAAACUAAAAAAAAAAACAGACAGAAAACAUGCUUUUAUACAGAUAGUCCCAAUUACUGAUGAUCAGUUAAUCCUGUGGUAGAAACAGGGGUGUACUUAGUUUUUUCUUACCUAUGACUGUAUGGACAGUAACUUUCUUUUUCUCUCUGUCGCCAUUAUACUUUGCAUUUUUCAUAAUUCUUAAGGUAUGUGCACUUGUUCUUUACAAUGUCUUACUAGUUUAUGAUGGUAAUCGUUCCCUUCCUUCACUGAUAAGAGAGUUUGAUUAGUGAACCCUGCCUUUAUUCAACAUACAGAAUUCUGUUUGCUCUAACAUGAACACACGCACACAGAAAGUGAUGGAUUCCGAUCGAUUCUGUUAUUUUCCGAUUAAUUUCAUUCAUGCAAAUGUUCCUUAAUGUGAGUCCAACUCAAACGGAGACAAUAAACAGGAUUAUAUUAUCAUAUAGCAUUACUGAGCAUUCUGUAAAUAUUCAUCAGGUCUGUAUUUUCAUUUGGUUCGAGAUUGACUCAAUAGUUUAACCUGGUUUACUUUUUUUUAAAGUGCAUCUCUUCUAGAGGUCUUAAACUUGUUUUUUUUUUCUCUUUAGAUAUUUUAUCAGAGAAAUUGGUCAGCUGACAAAUUCACAGAAGUCUACAUCCAUAAAUUCUUCUUAUAGAUGCGUAAAACUCAGUUGAUAGUUUUUAUUUUUAUUACAUCCAAAAUUACACGUUUCCUUGUGAUGGAAGGAUUUUUUUUUUUAGGAAUUUAUAGAUACGUGACAUGAAAAAGAAGACAACUGUGAAAAUAUGAUUGGCGAUUAUAAGCAAAAAUGAUGAUGAUAGAAAAUACAUUUUAAGGUGAGCCCUCCAUCUCAUCUGUCAGUCUCGCCUCCUCCUCUCUCCGUCUCUCCAUCCUCUCAUCUGCAGGCGGUCCGAGUCGCUGACGACGGGCCAAAUGGACACUGCCUUGUGGCUCAUCGCCAUCACCUUCCUCACUGUGGGCUACGGAGACGUUGCACCCAAGACCAGCUGUGGCAAGGGGGUGUGUCUCUUUACCGGUGUCAUGGGUGUUGCCUGCACUGCUAUGCUGGUGGCCAUCGUUACCGAGAAGCUGGCGCUGAACAAAGGAGAGAAGCAUGUGCACUUCUUCAUGAUGGACAUCCAGAUUUCUAAAAGGAUCCGGCAUGCCGCCGCUAAUGUUCUGAGAGAAUGCUGGCUGCUGCACCGUGCUAGCCCAGCGAAGGGCAGCCGGGACGAGCAUCGACGACACCAGCGAUGUCUUCUGGAAGCCAUCAGAGUAUUUCGACAUUUACGCCUCAAACAAAGAAAACUGAGAGACUAUGUCAGUGAGAUGGUGGACCUCUCAAAGAUGCAGAUGAUCAUGUGUGACCUCAGCGCCAACUGGAACAACUCCUAUCGAGAGCUGGAGCAGAGGAUUCUCUUCAUGGAGCAGAAGCUGGACGAGCUGACUCGCUGCUUCCAGCAGACCUCAGAGCUACUAUUUGAGGUCCUACGUCACCGAAACCCUGAGAUCAGGUGACAUGGCUGCAAGCACUUUUUUUCCCUACAUGUCGGUGUCUGCAGCAUUUCCGUCUGCAGCGCCUUCAAAUCCUGGCUGCCCAGAGCUGCUGGAGAACUGCUUCAGCAAACAUCUCAUCCACUGGCUCGGCGGUGGACGCUCAGUGACUCAUUCUGUAAAGUUACAGACGAUUUACAUCUUCAGAAAGUGGGACUGUCAGUUUUUUGGGAAGUCUGCUGUGCUGUGUGGCAAAUGUAUUUGUGAUUGUGCACAAAUAACUGAUCUAAAUGAACUGUAGAUUACUUUAUAUCA